AUGCUUUUCAUCGCAUGGUUAUCUUUCUACAUUGAUCGCACCGAUUACGGUACUAGACUAAUGCUUAUAUUAGCCUCUGUAGCGCUGCAAAUAGCCUUCUGUUCUUUAUUUAUUUAUCUCUCCGGAGUCUAUGUUGCCACAACAACGCCGGCUGAUGUUUGGUGCGCACUACUAGCUGUUCAUUCCGGUGCUGUAGUUAUGUUUGUAAGUUGGAUUAAUGAUAAGACCAGAAAGGAAAAAUUCGGAUCACUUCUUUCAUCUUCUCCAAUUGGAUUACACCAAUAAAA
This is a messenger RNA of Cylicostephanus goldi, 287 nucleotides long. NCBI's taxonomy places the organism in Eukaryota, Metazoa, Nematoda, Chromadorea, Rhabditida, Strongylidae. The record is from the annotation of a GenBank genome assembly.